UUUCACUCUUCACUUCCCAUGGCUCUACCUGGUCCAUCCGAGAGAAUAUCACCCUACAGUCCAUCUCUCUCUGUCCAUCUUCAAUUCUUACUGAAUUAUAUUCAGAUCUGCCCAUCAACCCAAAACAAUCACCACUCCAUCUCGGUUAAUUUCCCCACACGCCAAGUCAUCAGCAGUCCUUCCUGCGGUUCCUCUGGUAACCCUAGAUCGAGGAAACCGACAGCUUUGCUCUGGUUAUUUUUAUCCUUACCCGGAGCUCUCCUCACGACAGCACAGAGUCCUGCACCUCUAGCCCGGAUUACUAUACUGUUUUCGACCAAGCCAAACACCGCCACUGCUCUUCUCCGGGCACAGAUCGAGCAGCAGAGUGAUCUAAUCUGAUCGACAGGCUUGCGUAGUCGCUGGCGGGUUGGGGAGGGAUAAUCCCUCUUCCACCUCCAAUUGGUCUCGAAUGGGUGAUUCCAGCGGAUUAGACAUGGUUUCCUUCCUGUGCGGCAUACUCAACGGGGUAACUCCGAUGCGAAAUCGAUCUGGUUCGCUUUCCAAUCCGUCCACCGUUGGUUUCUGUACUACACACUCGGUCAGUUACAUAUCACGUAGUACCGUAGAACAUCAUCCUACGGCCAAACCCUCGCCAACCCUCGCACUCCCCUCUGCAUAUCCCCCGUCCCCAACCCCGCCUCGUAAUCAAACCCAUGCUCCCCGUCCGGCGCCUCAGACGAGGUAGCCUCCGUGGAAUUGCACGAUGAGGGGGUAUGUGGCGUUACUGCCGACGAUGGACUUGGGCACGAGGAUGGAGAGGGGAAUUGGCUGGCCGUUGACUAUUCGAUAGUUGGUGUCGUGGAUGCGGAAUUGCUCGAACAGAGAGUGAUC
Aspergillus steynii IBT 23096 is the source of this 873-nucleotide messenger RNA. RefSeq lists its product as uncharacterized. The record is from RefSeq and is a predicted model, not a curated record. Bases 452 to 727 code for a protein of 91 amino acids. Lineage: Eukaryota; Fungi; Ascomycota; Eurotiomycetes; Eurotiales; Aspergillaceae. The transcript has a single exon.